This is a messenger RNA of Limanda limanda (common dab), 2877 nucleotides long. RefSeq names its product protein tyrosine phosphatase receptor type Na (gene ptprna). The coding region runs from base 1 to 2877 and encodes 958 amino acids. Gene Ontology annotation, biological process: protein dephosphorylation. The record is from RefSeq and is a predicted model, not a curated record. Lineage: Eukaryota; Metazoa; Chordata; Actinopteri; Pleuronectiformes; Pleuronectidae. Gene Ontology annotation, molecular function: protein tyrosine phosphatase activity. The transcript is spliced from 24 exons. Gene Ontology annotation, cellular component: secretory granule.
AUGCAUCCCCUCAGACCAUGGCGAGCUCUGCUGCUUGUCACCGUGCUGUGCCACACAGGGCUCUCAGACAAAUACGGUUGCCUGUUUGAAAGAAAACUAUGCACGAGGGAUCAGUUCUGCUCGGAUGACGGGCUGUUUGGUCAGUGCCACAGCUCUAAACAGGACCAGGUCCAGUACCAGGUGUCAGUUCCUGUUCUGAAGAGGAUGCAGGAAGUCCUCAAACAGCUCAUGCUCCAAGGUCUUUCAUGGCAGGAUGACAUCACCCAGUACAUUUUAUCAAAGGAGAUGAAGAGAGUUCCUCGCACCACCCUCCCCUCGAAGCCAAACUCCUUUUCCUCCACCUCUCAUUCACCUCAGUCUAAACAGCACAUCCCCAGUCACCACAGGUCGGGGUCCACAUCCCCUGGUGGCAACUACAUGGACUACAUGAUUGUUGAGCCUCCUCAAUCUCAAAUGCGCAUGGAGACUGCAUCCAUGGACCCGUACACCUACCACCAGCACAGGUACCAAGACGAGGUGGAGAGAUCUCUCAUAGGGGCGGGAGUCAACUACGCCCGCCCCUCUUCAAGGUCCCAGGCCAAUCAGAGGGAGCGAGAGCGAGAGCGAGAACGAGAGCGAGAGCGAGAGCGAGAGCAGCGUGACAGGCAGCUGCUACAGGAGGCCUUGUCUGUCUACCUGGCGUCUGCACAGCCCUCGUAUCGCCACCGGGGGGCUGCUGCCAUGGCCCCUGCAGGUCUGCCUUACUAUGAGGACUUGGAACUGGAGAUACCAGUGGACUAUGUGGAGGACUACACCCUAGAGGAGAGACUUGGCACUGCAGGCAGACCGCGAAUGCAGAAGGAGAAGGUUGCUCAGGAUUUCAGCUCCGUGCCCGGAAACAACAAUGGCUUGCUCCAGAGGAUUUCAGGGGUCUUGCAGAGGUACGGAGUCGACCCCAGAGAACUGAGUCAGGAGCAACUCUACAAGCUGGCACUGAUGCUGCAGCUGCUGCAGGCCCAAGAGAAAUCAGAUCCAAUCGAGAACGACCUCUUCACCCUCAAGGAGAUGCAGAUGGUAAAAACAGACAGUCAAAUAUCAAACAAGCCGCAGAAGCCUGGUGCUGUUGCCGAGCCGGCUGCUGCCUCUCUUGCUGCCCCCCCCUCUGCCUCAGUCCCGGCUACACCUCCAGCCAAGAUCACCAGCCGCCCCUCCUCUGCACCUCAGCCUCCGCAGGUCUCUCCUGCAGCGCCUGGACAAGGCCUGAAGGAUCAGGCGCCGCCACUGGUUGAGGGUACGGGAGCCAAGGAGGAGUAUGGGUACAUCUUCACCAACCAGAGUCGUCUGAGUCUGUAUGAUGGCGUGAAGCUGUUGGAACUACUGGCUGAUAAGAUUCACCUGACAACCAGCAGCUUCAUCAACAUCAGUGUGGUGGGUCCUGUGCUGACGUUCCGUAUCCGCCAGAAUGAACACAACAUGACGGCCGCAGAGGUGGCUGCGAAAGCUGUGUCUGAAAAGAAGUUCCUGGAGUCAGAGACGGGCUUGAAGAUCAUGCAGACCGGCGUCGGAGAGAGGACAGAUGCACGGGGUCUCCCUAAGGUAACCAGGGUUUCCCAGGGCUCCAGUGGCACGGUUAUCACACUUGUUUCCAUGGCAGUCGUAGGCGGCGUGCUGGUAUUGGCCAUGGCCGUAGCUUGUCUCAGGCACUACGCUCAGCAAGUGACCAAUGGCAAGAUCGGCCUGGGGCCAGAGACCGGAGCAGAAACCCACUUCGACUACCAGGAGCUGUGUCGGCAGCACAUGGCCUCCAAGUCCUCCUUGUCCCGCCAGGACUGCAUGGGCGGGGCCAGCAGCAGCGUAGCGGGAGCCGCCAUCGGCACGGGCGCCGGCGGCCGACGCGGCACCGACGUGUCUCGCGUCAGCAGCGUCUCCUCCCAGUUCAGCGAUGGUCCGCAGCACAGCCCGUCCUCCACCCACAGCUCCACCCCGUCCUGGAGCGAAGAGCCGGCCCAGUCCAACAUGGACAUCUCCACCGGUCACAUGAUACUAGCUUAUAUGGAGGACCACCUUCGUAACAAGGACCGUCUCCAGAAGGAGUGGGAGGCUUUGUGCUCCUACCAGGCCGAACCCAGCUCCGUGGCUGUGGCCCAAGUCCCGAGCAACAUGGACAAGAACAGACACGCUGCGUCCCUCCCCUAUGACCACUCCCGGGUGAAGCUGAAGUCUGAAGUAAACACCAACAAGCAAGAUUACAUCAACGCUAGCACCAUUUCUGACCACGACCCGCGCCAACCAGCUUACAUUGCCACUCAGGGACCUCUGGCCCACACUGUUGCUGAUUUCUGGCAGAUGGUGUGGGAGAACGGCUGCACAGUGAUCGUGAUGAUGUCAGCGCUGGUGGAGGAUGGGGAGAAGCAGUGCGAGCACUACUGGCCUGACGAGGGCUCAUCGCUCUACCACAUCUAUGAGGUGAACCUGGUGUCGGAGCACAUCUGGUGUAAGGACUUCCUGGUGCGUAGCUUCUACCUGAAGAAUGUCCAGACUCAGGAGACCAGGACCUUGACCCAGUUCCACCUGCUGAGCUGGCCAGCCAACGGCAUCCCCACCUCCACACGGCCACUGCUGGACUUCCGCAGGAAGGUGAACAAAUGCUACAGAGGUCGCUCCUGCCCAAUCAUCGUUCACUGCAGCGAUGGCAUCAGCAGGACUGGCACGUACAUCCUCAUUGACAUGGUGCUGAACCGCAUGGCCAAAGGAGUGAAGGAGAUUGACAUCGCAGCCACACUGGAGCACAUCAGAGACCAGAGACCUGGCUUGGUCAACACCAAGGACCAGUUUGAGUUUGCGCUGACAGCAGUAGCUGAGGAGGUGAACGCCAUCUUGAAAGCGCUGCCACAGUGA